AUGUUACUAGAAGAGAAUUUAUCUGUGGACGGCACAGAGGAACCAAACAACCCAGCUAAAGGCAGUUCAUCUUUAAAAUCAGCACAGGAAAUCCUUUCAGCAUGUGAUCCCAUCAGUGGAGGAAAUGCCGUCUCAACUGACCUCAUAAGCACUCAGCCUCUGUCUGCUGCAGCUCCGUCUGCAGAGGUCUCACAGGGGGCAACAGGGUUUAAGAAGCCUCAAUGUGACAUCCACAAGCCCACCUGCCCACGAUGUGGCCACACAGUCUCAGACAACACGGUCCUCUCUCUGGACCGACACCAGACCUCCAGCUUGUUGGUACACAGCAGCAGCAGCAGCAGCAGCAGGAGAAGUAGGAGCAGGAGUAAUGUGGCUGGCUCACACCAACCUGCUGCUACACCUGGUGACUCGUGUUUUCACCUGCUGCUGGCGUGCCUCUGGUGUCAGUGCUCUGUGUUGCUCCUGGGCCUGUUGGAGGCCUGCUUCUCCUGCCUUUACACCCUCUGCUCCUCCUGCUGCCACGCCUGUGCCCGCUGCUGCUCGGCCGUCCAGGAGACACCUGUAGAGGACCUCAACUGCCACGCCCACUGCCACUCGGUCCUGUUCGAGUCCUGCUGCGAGCCAACCGAGUUUCUCGAGUUUUGUCUGGAAUGCUGCGAGAUUUGCCAUCGCGGCUAGUAGGCAGCUGAACCAGCCUGCAGGUGAAGCAGCUGAGGACGAC
This is a messenger RNA of Thunnus maccoyii (southern bluefin tuna), 721 nucleotides long. RefSeq names its product myoD family inhibitor domain-containing protein-like. Bases 1 to 678 code for a protein of 225 amino acids. The record is from RefSeq and is a predicted model, not a curated record. The transcript has 4 exons. Lineage: Eukaryota; Metazoa; Chordata; Actinopteri; Scombriformes; Scombridae.